This is a messenger RNA of Rotaria socialis, 1263 nucleotides long. Lineage: Eukaryota; Metazoa; Rotifera; Eurotatoria; Philodinida; Philodinidae. The record is from the annotation of a GenBank genome assembly.
AUGGUCAAUCAAUCAUUUAGUAGUUCAAACAAAUCUUAUUCAUCAACAGCAGAUCAAAAUAAGAAAAUAUUUCUCGGUGGUUUAAGUUAUAAUACUACUGAUGACACAUUACGUGCAUUCUGUUCACGUUUCGGUAAAAUGACCGAUUGCGUGGUAAUGCGAACGCCUGAAGGAAAAUCGCGAGGUUUUGGUUUUGUUACUUAUGAAGAUACAUCAGCUGUGGAAGAUUUUAUGCGUGCUAGACCACAUACAAUUGACAAUCGUCUCAUAGAUACGAAACGAGCUAUGCCACGCGAAGAUCAAAAUAGUGCAGAAUCGCAUUUAACAGUCAAAAAACUGUUUGUUGCUGGUUUACGUGAUGGAAUUGAUGAGCCAUGUCUUCGACAAUAUUUCACUCGCUUCGGUAAUAUUACCGAAGUACUCGUGAUGAACGAUCGUGAUGGUAAACCUCGUGGUUUCGCUUUUGUUACAUUCGAUGAUUAUGAUGCUGUCGAUAAAGUUAUUCUUGAAAAACCACAUAUAGUGAAUGGACGAAAUUUAGAUGUUAAAAAAGCUGUACCGAAAGACAAAAUACAAGAUAAUUCAGGCUCAACUGGAGGGCAGCCAUCAAGAAACUAUUCCGGCUCUAACCAAAGAAAUAAUUUUGGAUCCAUCCGAGAUAAUUUCGAUGCUAAUAGUUCCGGUUGGGAUAGUCAACCGCAAGUACAGUCCUACGGUCAACAAGGAUAUAAUAAUUCAAAUGAAUCAGGUUUCAAUCCAUCGAAUGCAAGUGGUUUUUCUUCAGCCUAUGAUUCAGCGCGACCACAACAACCACUGAUGAAUUAUAAUCAUAACAAUAAUUCUUCUAUUCCAAAUAUGCCUUAUAAUAGUGGAAAUCAAUUACCGAAUUCGAACUAUAUGCCAUCGAACUAUGCAUCAAAUCAACCACAAGGUUACGGUACAAAUUCAAAUGGUUUCAAUAGUAUGAAUAAUCCAUUUAAUUUACCUCCUCAGCAAAACAACAAUAACAGUAGCAUUAGUGGUUAUAACAACAAUCCUUCAUAUCCAUCUGAUAAUAUAAAUUCAUAUGACAAUUCUACACAGAAUUAUAAUUAUAACGAUAUGCAACCACAACAACAAACACGUGGCGGUGGUCCUAUGCAUAACAAACGAGGUCGCGGAGGGAAUUUCGGCGGAAAUAAUAAUUCAUCCAAUUAUGGUAAUCGUUCAGCGCCGUAUUCGACACGUGGUGGUCGAGGCGGUGGCCGCGGUCGUGGCCAAUAA